UUAUUACAGUGAGCUAAGCCGAAUCCUUGGAGAGAAAAAUGGGUAUCAACCCAGAGUUCGUACUGAACAGCGACGACGUCGAAGGCACUUCACUGGCGCAGUCAACCGUAGAGGAAGCGAGUAACGACUUGGAUCGGCCGAAUACAGAUGACAUCCCGAGCUCUUCGCGCGAUGGCCAAAGGAAUAAGCGGUUCAUCUCGGAAAAAUUGGAUGAGCUCAUAGAAGAAAAGAAAAAGUUCCACUCCGAUCUUCUGGAUCAUUUGAAGAAAAAGGAAGAAGCUCGCGAACAGAGGUCCAAUAAAAAAAUUUAUCUUUUAGAAAAACUUAUGAACAAACAUUAAAAGAAUUA
Molecule: messenger RNA, 349 nt
Organism: Rhagoletis pomonella (apple maggot)
Lineage: Eukaryota; Metazoa; Arthropoda; Insecta; Diptera; Tephritidae
Exons: 2
Coding region: 39-341 (100 amino acids)
Source: RefSeq, a predicted model, not a curated record